Messenger RNA from Solea solea (common sole), 2207 nucleotides. It is a transcript of the gene letmd1, whose product is annotated as LETM1 domain containing 1. Gene Ontology annotation, cellular component: mitochondrial inner membrane. Lineage: Eukaryota; Metazoa; Chordata; Actinopteri; Pleuronectiformes; Soleidae. The transcript is spliced from 9 exons. The coding region runs from base 49 to 1146 and encodes 365 amino acids. The record is from RefSeq and is a predicted model, not a curated record. Gene Ontology annotation, biological process: intracellular monoatomic cation homeostasis. Gene Ontology annotation, molecular function: ribosome binding.
ACGCCAUAUGAGGGUCAUUACGGUAAGUCGGCGGUGCUUCAGACCAACAUGGCGCUGUCCUGUUCGAGCCUGUGUAGCCGCCUGUCUUUGGUCCGUCUGUUUGUCUUGAGGACAAACAGGACAACAGCAACAACUGGACUUUAUUCUUCGUACGUGUCCCGUGAGUCCAGGUUGCCUCUGUGUAGACUCUACUCCUCGACCAAAGUCAGGCAAGGAAUUGGUCGAUAUGUCGCCUCCAGGCUCCAAUGGGCAAAUAGCAAAUAUGAAGUAUUCCUCAAAAGGAGAUUUCCCCGUUUUUAUCAGAUCUACCAUACAUUUGUGGAAGGGUUCAGGUUAUUGUUCCGAGAUGCCAAAGAAGUGAACAGGAUAAAAAUAAAGAUGUUCUCUGAUGGAGUGAAGGUCCAGGAUUUACCGUACAGAGAGAUGGAGAAACUCAGACAGUUUCACAGGGACAUGAUAAAAGCCAUCCCACUUGUGGUGAUAUCAAUCCCUCCGUUUGCCAACUACCUGGUUUUUGUCUUGAUGUACUUUUUCCCCCGCCAGCUCCUUAUCCCUCACUUCUGGACUCCCAGUCAGCAGUUGGAGUUUCGGGCAGUGUACAGUUCCCUCAGAGCCCAGCACCACUGGCCAGUGCUCAAAGGGCUGGAGCACACAAGCCACCAAGUCAAAGACAGUCGGCUACAGAGUCACCUCAAAGACCUCUGCAAUAAAGUGCAAAGUGGCGUGAACCCUACAGUGUCUGAAAUACUCGCUGUCCGUGGCCUGUUUUCUGGACCCCCUCUGGGCUUAAAGCGGAUGAGUGUGGAUCACAUGAGGCACAUCAGCCCCCUGCUCUUCCUCUCACCCCGCUUCCCGAGUUCCCUGAUGGGCCGGCGGCUGAACAGCUACGCCCUGGAGCUGCUGCAGCUGGACCGUGCCCUCAUCAGGCUGGGCCCUCACCAGCUCAGUGACGUCGAGCUCAGACAGGCUUGUUAUGUGCGGGGGCUCAAUUCUGACCAACUUGGUGUUAACCAGUGUCAGGAGUGGUUAUCCCGGUGGCUCCAGAUAUCCUCUUCAUUAAAAGACUCAGAGUUGUCGCUGCUUUUGCACAGCAUUGUAUUUCUCUCAGCCAACUACCCCCAUGGUCUCAACAACAGGCCCCACUGACAGGAAGCCGGUAGCAAUCUGCUUCUUUUUUUUCCUGCUUACAUUGUCAUUUGUGUAGUGAGUGAUUUUUGGGUUCCAAAACCUCUUGAACCAAAGCUUAUCCUCAAGAAAUAUCUACUCUCAUCUCUGAACAUCUCUACGCAUCUGAAAUGAUAAAUACAAUUUAAGCACACUAUAGAUAACUUAAAUGAGAUAUGGGAUCAUACUUUAUGAGAACAAUCAGCUGUAAUUUGGCUUUUUUUGUGGUGAACUGAUUGUGUUUUUUCUCAUUGCCAUUGUUUGUUAUCACUUAAAUGUGCAGCCUUAUCAUCUGUUUACUUCUGAGCUAACAUGCAUUACAAAGUCAAAGAUAAAUCAGAUAUUGUUAUAUCAAAGUUCAGCAAAGCUUUUUAGUCUUCUGUAGUUAAUACCUUGCGAGAGCGAAGGUACAAUUGUUGCCACACAACAUUCCAAUCAUAAGAAUCCAUAUAAAAGACCUCACACACGAGCAUGUUCACAAAAGACUUGCACUGUAUUUUCUCAUACCUCACUUUGUGCUCUGCUCGUUUUUUAAUGUAAAGAAGUGCUUUAAAUUUAAUUAAGAAACUAAUUGUGUUAAAAGGGAACAAGUAGUCAUCAUCAAAAAUGAGCACAUUCUGCAUCCCAACUCGAGUUAUUGUGUGGUGAGACGCUGGACUGUCAUCCUCUUAAACCCUUUUUUGUGAUGCGACACAGGUUGUAAAAACUGUCUAAAAAAAAAAAAGCUUUAUUGUUUACUUGAUUUCUUGGUUAAGAGACUGAAUGACAUUCAAGCUUUUUGCCUACGUUCAGGUGACGGUACAAAGAGGAACUGCACAUCCCUUGUGCUGCUUGUAUGGUCUUGUGUAAAGUGUGUAAGAGGAAGAGUCAUUUGCUUCAUGUUCCUUUUGCAAGGACUGGCACAUCUGCAAUGUUCAGUCAAAAGUUAUUGUUUGUUAUGAUUUGCAAAUAUUUUAUAUUAUGUGUUGAAGUUUUGAAUGUCGUGUUGAAGUGCCAAUAUUACAUUGUUAAGAAGUGUGUCUGAAAUAAAUACCUACACGGUG